GGCCUCUCGCGCGGCGGAUCCUGUCAGCGGGGCGGGCCCGCCGCCAGCGUUAAAUCAUCUUUGUCUUGCUUAGCAGUAACACUGCAGUUAACCACCAGAUUCCACUAAGACACCUAUUCCUCCUAAGGAAUUACAAGAAAAAAUGCUGAGAAGUCUGAAAGGACUUGUCUACCAUCCUCUAAAGUUGGACCAUGGGUAUGCCCUCCAUAUGGCAGCCAAGGAUUCCUUAAGUUCCGUUGUCAGCCAGGGUGACCAAACGCUGGCAGAAAGACCAAGAGCAGUUUUCUAUACCAGCGAGAAUGACCCGGCCAACCACACAGAACACCAUGAGGGUCGCCAUUACAGCAUUCCACUUGAGGAGGUGAAAGCUGUGUUUCCACAUGGACUGCCCUAUCGGUUCCAGCAGCAGAUUAAGACCUUCAACGAAGCCUGCGUUAUGGUGCGAAAACCAGCUCUAGAACUUUUCGCUUACCUGAAAAGCUCCAACUUUGCACACCCAGCUGUCAGAUAUGUGAUCUAUGGCGAGAAAGGAACGGGGAAAACCAUGACUCUGUGUCACGUGGUUCACUACUGCGCAAGGCAAGGCUGGCUGGUGCUGCACAUCCCAGACGCUCAUCUCUGGGUGAAAAACUGCAGGGAGCUUAUGCAGUCUUCCUACAACAAAGACCGGCUUGAUCAGCCUUUGCAAGCAUCUUUCUGGCUCAAGAACUUCAAAACCUCAAAUGAGCGCUUCCUAAAAGAGAUAAAAACACAAAAAAAGUACGUGUGGGGCAAACGAGAAUGCACUGAGGAGGGCAGACCAUUGGGUGAAGUGGUGGAGCAGGGUUUAGCUCGCGUGAAAAAUGCCAGCGAUGCUGUAGGGGUCGUGCUGAAAGAGAUAAAGCAGCAAUGUCAUCCUGGCUCAUUCCGACUUCUUGUGGCAGUGGACGGCGUCAACGCGCUCUGGGGAAGGACUACAUUAAAGAAGGAGGACAAAAGCCCCGUUUCUCCAGAGGAGCUGACUCUUGUGUACAAUCUAAGGAAGAUGAUGAUGAAUAAUUGGAACGGAGGUGCCAUUGUGACAACCCUCAGCCAGACCGGCUCUCUCUUCAAACCCAGUUCUGCCUAUUUGCCCCAGGAGUUGCUGGGAAAGGAGGGCUUCGACGCCCUGGACCCCUUCGUCCCCGUCCCGGUCCCCAACUACAGCCCCAGGGAGUUCGAGAGCUGCUACCGCUACUACCUCGAUCGCAAGUGGCUGCAGCACGAGCAAGCGCGCACGGAGGACGGCAAGGAGGAGCUGCGGUUCCUGAGCGGCUCCAACCCGCGGCAGCUGGACCGGCUGGCGGGGCCCCUCUAGCGCAAUAAAGGCCGGAGCGGCGGCGGCCGCUCCCUCUCGG
Messenger RNA from Gymnogyps californianus (California condor), 1376 nucleotides. It is a transcript of the gene DAP3, whose product is annotated as death associated protein 3. The record is from RefSeq and is a predicted model, not a curated record. Gene Ontology annotation, biological process: apoptotic process. The transcript has 14 exons. Gene Ontology annotation, molecular function: structural constituent of ribosome. Gene Ontology annotation, cellular component: mitochondrial small ribosomal subunit; mitochondrial ribosome. NCBI's taxonomy places the organism in Eukaryota, Metazoa, Chordata, Aves, Accipitriformes, Cathartidae. The coding region runs from base 143 to 1336 and encodes 397 amino acids.